Molecule: messenger RNA, 1886 nt
Organism: Chinchilla lanigera (long-tailed chinchilla)
Lineage: Eukaryota; Metazoa; Chordata; Mammalia; Rodentia; Chinchillidae
Gene: Sod2
Product: superoxide dismutase 2, mitochondrial
Exons: 5
Coding region: 93-761 (222 amino acids)
Biological process (GO): superoxide metabolic process
Cellular component (GO): mitochondrion
Molecular function (GO): metal ion binding; superoxide dismutase activity
Source: RefSeq, a predicted model, not a curated record
GCAGCAGUACUUGUGCGCGGCGGCGCGGCGCUCGGAGACGCUCGGGAAGCGGACGGCGUGGGGCUAGAAGCCGGAGGGCUGGACCCAGGGCCAUGCUGCCUUUCGUGGCGUGCAGCGCUAGCCGGAGGCUGAGUCCGGCCUGGGGAGCCCUGGGGGCCCGGCGGAAGCACAGCCUCCCCGACCUGCCCUACGACUAUGGGGCCCUGGAGCCGCACAUUAACGCCCAGAUCAUGCAGCUGCACCACUGCAAGCACCACGCAGCCUACGUGGACAACCUGAACGCCGCGGAGGAGCGAUACCGGGAGGCGCUGGCCAAGGGAGAUGUUACGACUCAGGUAGCACUUCAACCUGCACUGAGGUUCAAUGGUGGAGGUCAUAUCAAUCACAGCAUUUUCUGGACAAAUCUGAGCCCUAAUGGUGGUGGAGAACCCAAAGGGGAAUUGCUGGAAGCCAUCAAGCGUGACUUUGGUUCCUUUGACAAAUUUAAGGAAAAGCUGACAGCUGUGUCCGUUGGUGUCCAAGGCUCUGGGUGGGGCUGGCUUGGUUUCAAUAAGGAGCAGGCGCGCCUACAGAUUGCUGCCUGUUCCAACCAGGAUCCACUGCAAGGAACGACAGGUCUUAUUCCGCUGCUGGGGAUUGAUGUAUGGGAACAUGCUUAUUACCUUCAGUAUAAAAAUGUUCGACCUGAUUAUCUAAAAGCUAUUUGGAAUGUAAUCAACUGGGAGAAUGUAACUGAAAGAUAUAUGGCUUGUAAAAAGUAAAUCAUUACCAUUAUCAGUAUACUGAGUGUGUUAAGCUCUUUAUGACUAUUAUGACUAUUUUUGUAAUAGCUGACAGUACUGCAAUAUACUAGUAAGCUGCUAUAUUAUAGCAUUUAUUGAUGUUGCUUAUUCACAUAUUUGAUAAUGUAAUGUUAUGAAUAAUUCCUUAUUUUUAAAUCUUAUUAGGCAACUUUGAAAAUAGUACUUUGUGUGAUUUAGUCUUGAUUAAACUUUUUUUUAAGAGAGCUGAAGUUGCUAGUUUAUUAUGCCACUAUAAAAUCUUCAGAAAUAUUCCAGACAGUUUUGGGGUCCGUAGGGAAGCCUUUGUAAUCCUGUUCUGUUGCAGUUACAGAAAAUCUAGUCUUUCCCACAGUCGCUUAAAAAUACAAUAGAAAACUGAGUAUUUACCUGUUCUGUUGAGAAGUGCCCUUUUUGUAGGUAAUUUUCUGUCUGUUGGUACUUCUGGUAGAUAUCACCAAGUGGGUCUUAAUAUGGUCACAUGUCCACACAGUUAAUGCUAUUUUUAUUAUUCAAAAACGCAAAACUUGUGGCUGGGAAUGUAGCUCAUGGGAAAAGCUCUUUGCUUGGUACACAGCCUUCGAUUUGAUCCUCAGCACUGUAGAUAAACAAACUUCUGUAAAAAACCCAUGUAACUUGAUUGUUAAUUGAGAACUGCUUUAUUAUGAGAUAAUUAUGCAUUUGGGUGUUCUUGGAGGCAGAAAUACAAGAAUUUCAUGUGAAUUUUGUCCUUAAGUAAAGAAAUAUGUGUUGUGUAAAACUGCUCAAGAGGAACAAAUGAGGGCCUGAUAAUUAGUAACAUCAGUAGUGGGGACUGGACCACAGGGCGUUCUUCUGGGCACUUCUGCCCUCAGGGUCAUUAUUGUCAUCUGUCUCAUGAAAAGUGAGCCUGGGCCACAUACCCCCAUGCCAGUACAGGCAGGUGUCUUAUCUCUGGAGAACAUCAGCAGUGUGUGUCUCUCAGAACAUUUAUUUUCAAAGAUAUGUUCUUGACUUAUUCUGUCCUUUGUGCUUUUUUAUUUUGUUUUCUUUUAAAGAACUUAUAGCCACUAUAGAAGCUUUACACUGUUUUUCAAUAAAGGAAAAAUGAUGCCUAUGAUACAGUAA